GCGGGCAUCACGUCAGCCUACCAGGAGAAGCCAUGCUUGAAUCCAAAGGACCCGGACUGUCCAAAAACUGCCCCGAACUUCAACGGAAGUGUGCCAGACAUCAGUGGCGAGUUCUCCAAAGGCUGCGCGGGUUUUGCCGCCAAGUACAUGGCCUGGGAGCAGGACCUCAUCUUUGGCGGGGUCAAGAAGAACAAGACUGGACACAUCGUGCGUGUGGAGGCAUUCCAGUCGAUCCUCCAGCUGAUGGCGGACAAGGACCUGUUCCAGUACUACGAGGACGACUCUAAAGUGGCCAGCAUCGAGUGGACACAGGACAAGGCCAGGGACGUGCUGGAGGCUUUUCAGAGGAAGUUCUCGCAGGUGGUGAACAACUUCGGCAACGAGUCGAACAAGGACAACCUGUACGCUUUCUCCUACACGUCUCUGAUGGACAUCAUGCGGGACUUCUCCAGCCUCAGCGUCACACGGGUCGUGCUGGGAUACGUGCUCAUGUUCGUGUACGCCUGUGUGUCGCUGCUCCGCUGGAACGACGCCGUCAACUCACAGUCGGGUAUUGGCAUGGCCGGCGUGGUCCUGGUGUCUCUGUCCGUGGCCGCGGGGCUGGGCGUAUGUUCUGUGCUGGGGAUCAGCUUCAACGCCUCUACCACGCAGAUCAUUCCGUUCUUCGCCCUGGGUCUGGGAGUGGACGACAUGUUCCUCAUCGCUCACACGUACUACGAGAACGCCGGGCACGUGCCCACGCCGGUGAGUAGCUCACCUGUCUCUGAACCCUGACCUUUGCUUUCCCACCAUUGUCUGAUGUGUGUGUGUGUGUGUGUGUGUGUGU
Messenger RNA from Aplysia californica (California sea hare), 826 nucleotides. RefSeq names its product protein patched homolog 1. NCBI's taxonomy places the organism in Eukaryota, Metazoa, Mollusca, Gastropoda, Aplysiida, Aplysiidae. The record is from RefSeq and is a predicted model, not a curated record. Gene Ontology annotation, cellular component: plasma membrane. Gene Ontology annotation, biological process: smoothened signaling pathway. Gene Ontology annotation, molecular function: smoothened binding; hedgehog family protein binding; hedgehog receptor activity.